AUGUCAUUCCGAAAAGUGGUCAGACAGAGCAAGUUCCGGCACGUCUUCGGGCAGCCGGUGAAGAAUGACCAGUGCUACGAGGACAUCCGGGUGUCCCGGGUCACCUGGGACAGCACCUUCUGCGCCGUCAACCCCAAAUUCCUGGCCAUCAUCGUGGAGGCCAGCGGCGGGGGGGCCUUCAUGGUGCUGCCCCUGAGCAAGACGGGGCGCAUCGACAAGUCGUACCCCACGGUCUGUGGGCACACGGGGCCCGUCCUAGACAUCGACUGGUGUCCGCACAACGACGAGGUCAUCGCCAGCGGCUCUGAAGACUGCACGGUCAUGGUCUGGCAGAUCCCCGAGAACGGCCUGGUGACGCCCCUGACGGAGCCCGUGGUGGUCCUCGAGGGUCACUCCAAGAGGGUGGGCAUCGUGACCUGGCACCCGACGGCCCGGAACGUCCUCCUCAGUGCAGGCUGCGACAACGUGGUGCUCAUCUGGAACGUGGGCACGGCCGAGGAGCUGUACCGCCUGGCCGACCAGCACCCUGACCUCAUCUACAACGUCUGCUGGAACCGCAACGGGAGCCUCUUCUGCUCCGCCUGCAAGGACAAGAGCGUGCGCAUCAUCGACCCCCGCCGCGGCACCCUCGUGGCG
Messenger RNA from Gracilinanus agilis (Agile Gracile Mouse Opossum), 636 nucleotides. Its product is annotated as coronin-1B. The transcript has 4 exons. NCBI's taxonomy places the organism in Eukaryota, Metazoa, Chordata, Mammalia, Didelphimorphia, Didelphidae. The record is from RefSeq and is a predicted model, not a curated record. The annotation marks the transcript as partial. Gene Ontology annotation, molecular function: actin filament binding. Gene Ontology annotation, biological process: cell migration; actin filament organization.